CUCUGAAACCCUUAUUAGGAAAUUGCUAUCUAAAUUGAUUCCUAUUCCAACUGACCUAGCCGACUAACUUCCCCUCCUCCUUCUCCAAUCGAGUAGAAAGUCCAGAUUCUGUUUCUUCAAACAAUGUCGUACGACGACGUAGAGAUAGAAGACAUGGAGUGGAACGAAGAGCUUCAAGCGUACACAUAUCCAUGCCCGUGCGGCGAUCUAUUCCAAAUCACCAAGGAGGAUCUCCGACUCGGCGAGGAAAUCGCUAGAUGCCCUAGCUGCUCUCUCUACAUCACUGUUAUUUACAACAUGGAAGAUUUCCUCGACGAUAAAUCCAAAAAUAAGAAAAAUAUUGAGCCUCCCAAGCAGCAACCUGUCGCCGUCGCUUAAACCUCAAAUUUUAGGUUGUUUUUAGGAAUAGAGAAGGGCGUUUAUGCUUUGGUGGCUGAGUAGGGGCAAAAGCUGUCAUGCUUGUAACCGUGCUGCUGUGUUGUAAAAAGAACUCUCCUAAAGUCGUAUGCUAUGACUUGUCAAUAAAUUGAUAAUAAAUUGUAGAUUUUGAGUUCAGUGGUUUGAUUCAUUGGAAGAAUAGGUAUGCAGAGAAUUUGAUGCUCAUCUUUAUCCCUGUUGAUAUCAUUAAGUGUUGUAUAUGUACUUGAAUGAGCUUAUGCAUGUGCACAAACAGUAGACAUUUGAAUCAUUGGGCGCUGAUGUAUGUAUAUCACUCAUGGGAUGGGAAGUGAAAUGAGAUUACUUAGAAAUCUCUUCCUUUUCUUGGUGGAUAAAUCUGCGGGACUACAGCUAAAAGACCGCCAUACUUGUGGAAUCAGCAAUGAGAAGCACAAAAGGACCAGGUGGAGAAAUCUGAAAGUAGUAGCUGGUUACUCUGUCAAUUGUUGGGGGUAAUGCUUGGAGAUCAAUUGAUUAAAAGUUGAUUAUGCAAUAUAGUUUGAUUGAACAUACCCUAUAGCAACAACAAUGCCUGUCACCCACCAACCCCUCAUCUUAUUAGGUUGUCUCAACUUUGCUCUUGUGAUUUGACUUAAAUCCUAUUUGCAUCUAUAAAUGUAAAUGAUAUGAGAUAACUGACUAUUCUCAGA
Molecule: messenger RNA, 1088 nt
Organism: Ricinus communis (castor bean)
Lineage: Eukaryota; Viridiplantae; Streptophyta; Magnoliopsida; Malpighiales; Euphorbiaceae
Product: diphthamide biosynthesis protein 3
Exons: 2
Coding region: 124-378 (84 amino acids)
Biological process (GO): protein histidyl modification to diphthamide; tRNA wobble uridine modification
Cellular component (GO): nucleus; cytosol
Molecular function (GO): metal ion binding
Source: RefSeq, a predicted model, not a curated record